CAUUUAUAUAUUAUGUAUAUUGUGUACGAGAUUGUAUAAAAAUAUUAGUAUAAUACUUUCGUACGUCCGAUCGUUGCGUCGAGUAAAACGUUUAUUAUUUUUUUUAUUUGUCGAUAUCACCUUCCCGUACUCUCGUCUCCACUCUCGCGGUCUCCGAUGCCGUCUAGGCCGUUCCGAUACCGCCGCGACCCAUAACACGCACAAGUCAGAACACGCGCGACGACUCUGCAGCCGCCGUCGACGAUCUGCGCCGCGUUUCCUCUUCGUACCAAGUCGUCAUCGUCCCGUUAUCUUUGUUAUUGUUUUUUUUUUUUUACGUUCGUUUUUUGCUAUUUUUUACUCACUCCCGCAGCUCGCUCUGUUCGCCACACCACCACGACCACGGCACUAUUGAAGUCUGCCGUACGAGGACACACGAUCGCACUUGCGAUUCACGAGUUACAUAUUACACACAUAAUAUUAUUAUCGUUGUUAUAUACGUGCAAUAGUAAUUAUAGUGUUAUUUAUUUUAUAAAAAACAUACUAGGUAUUAUCGUUUACUGUUGUUGUUAUUACUAUUAUUACGCAUAAGCAACAACUUUCGGACCACCGCCGCCGCGUCGUUUGAUUUCGUAGGACGAAUAAAAAAAAAAACAUAUACCUAAUAUCCGAUAGAACGCAACGCACAAACGUCGUACGCGCACGCACACGGUCGUCCAAUAAUAAUUAUACAUAGUGUUGCUGCGGUGUAUCGUCGUUGUCAUUCCGUGUGGCCUGCUUGUCGAUUCGUUUAACUUAACAACAAAGAUCGUAAUAAUAAAGAAAAUAAUGCGCAGUGUGCUUGCCAUAGUCAUUUGAAGAAGAACACCGCCGCCACGGCUUCGUAAUGAUGCGCCUUUUGUGAAAGAUAAAUUUUUGAAUUUUCAUUUUUUCCUAAACCCAUACCAUACCGAUAUAAAAUUUACGACGACAAUAUACUGCAAACGCACSRAUCGCCGUGACGACACAUCAUUUAUGGCUAUCAAUCAGAUACUGUCGUCGAGCGCCCACMGAGCUCUAGCACACGAGUACAAGAGUCUUCAGGAUGAACCCGUCGAGGGAUUCAGAGUGAAGCUGAUCGAGGACAAUCUACGAGAAUGGGAAGUGGCCAUAUUCGGACCACCSGAAACCCUUUACCAAGGAGGGUAUUUCAAGGCCCAUAUGAAGUUUCCUGCAGACUAUCCAUAUUCGCCACCAACUAUAAGAUUUCUGACAAAAGUUUGGCAYCCUAAUGUGUAUGAGAAUGGUGAUUUAUGUAUUUCAAUUCUUCAUCCACCAAUAGAUGAUCCUCAGUCAGGAGAGUUACCAUGUGAAAGAUGGAAUCCUACCCAAAGUGUCAGGACAGUAUUACUAUCUGUUAUUUCUUUACUAAAUGAACCAAAUACAUUCAGUCCUGCUAAUGUAGAUGCUUCCAUAAUGUACAGACGGUGGAAAGAUUCUAAAGGAAAAGAUAAAGAAUAUGAAAAUAUAAUUAAAAAACAAGUUGUAAGCGGCCGAUUAGAGGCUGAUAGAGAUGGUGUUGUGGUUCCACUUACGCUAGAAGAUUAUUGUAAAGUGAGUCAUGUUUCUCGUUCUUCAGCUGCUGCUGCUGCUAUGGAUAGUGAUUUUUAUGUAGAAGACUAUGACUUAGAUGUUGAGUCUGAUGCAAACUCUGAAGAAGAGUAUCAGGAUGAUGCUACUGAUAGUGGCAAUGGUGAAUCGUGAAACCAAUCAACUAUUAGGCGUUUACAAAACAUUUAUCAUUGUUCGACAAAAUAAUUUAAGCCAUUGAUUUAUGUUCWGUUUCUGGGUCAAUGGUCUCUUUGCAUGUGAUCUUAAACAUUAAGACAACAAUAUGUGACAUUGUUCUGUUAUCCUACAGUCACUUAUACACGGUAGGCUUUCAUUUAUCUCUGUAUACAUAAAUACUUUCAUAUACAUACAUAAGUAUAUAUUUAUAUACAUAUUAUUUUUGUGUUUUCUCCAAAUUUUAAGUAAACUAUAUAAUUUUUUUAAUUAUUUACCACUAAAAAAAAUGAAUAAUAUAAUAUCUAUUGACUUAGUUUAUAACUUCUCGAUCAUCCCAUCAUGUAUAAACUUAAUCCUUCUUAAAAUGUUUUAUUACUUUAAUUAUUUCUGAUUUUUUAUUCCUUGUAGGCAGCUUAUAUGACUGAGAAUGUUGUUUAUCAAAUUGAAAUAAUUGUGGUAUUGCUACACUCUUGUAGAUAGUAAAUUGAAUUUAAUGUUUAUUGUUGUUUUCAAUACUUAUGUCUUAUAUAUGUGAUAAAAAAAUAAAAAAUGAGUUCAUAACGUGAGAUAAAUCUUUCAUAAUAAAUUCAUUAUUUUUUUUUUUUUUUUUUUUGGUCUAUUUUAGUACUCUAAAAUUUUUGUUAAGAAUUAUAAAACAAAAAAUAGUAUACCUACCAAUGUAUAUGAUAAAAAUUUUAAUGAUGUCUUUAAUUUGUUCACUAUUGAUCUACAUACUUUCGUAUUUGUUAUUAGGGUAUUAUAUUUAUAAAAACACGGCUAAGAAUCAUUGCACAUUUUUUUUAAUCAGUCAAACUAUUUUAUGUUACAUCUUAUUAAUGUGUAAAAUGUAUUAAGACUAUAUGUUUUUACGUGUUUUGGUGCAAAUAUCUACUUAAAAAUUAAACAAAUAUGAAUUGUGUAAGUUCACAUAGCUAAUUAAGAAAUUAAUUUUAAAAUUGUAUUCUAUUAGACUUUAUUAUUUAGUCGGUGGUUUUAUUUAUGUUGUGUAAUUAACAACAAUGUUUCUUGUGUAAUUUGGUCUAAUGCAAUACACAUUAAAUUUCACAAUAUGUAUCAUAAUAAAAAUAAAACCUGUGAAUGCUGUAUUUGAUAUACAGACUUUAAAAAAAAAAAAUAACUUAAAUCAAUCCUAAUUGUUUUUUAUAACUGUUGGAUGAUUAUAAUUUUUUUUCAUAAUUAUGAAGUUAUUUUUUUAAAUUAAAAAAUAUUAUUCAAAAGAUAUUUUGUGAGUUCAAAAUAGGCAAUGACAUAACAAUAUUAUCGUUUUUAAUAGCUAAUAUUAUGUAUUGAUAGAAUCCAUGUGUAAAAUAUAGACCUUCAAAGGACCCAUAAUCUACUACAAUGGUUAUUCAAAUACAUUUAACAUAUAUACACAUGUAAACAUGUAAACAUUUAAAUAUUUUUUAUGUUUGGUUAUAAAUUAUUUGUAUGAUUGUCAUUAUUAAAGCUGUGUACGGAUAAAUCUUAUAACAUUAUUUGUAAGUAGAAAAUUAUUCUACUUUUUUGUACGUAAGAUAAACGCCAAUGUUAAAAAAUUAAUGUUAACAAAAAUAAUUAAUACCAUGUAAACACGACUUCUGAAAUCUAAUGUGUGAAUGUAUUAUAUUAUAAUAUAGAAAAAUGUAUCUUUUGUAAUAAUCUUGUUUUUGUUAUUGCAUGCACAAUGCACGUCAUGCAUGAUAAUAUGUUGCCCAUUUCCCCCCAGCACUUAUAUUUAACUAAAUAUUUUAAAUUUGAAACUACGUUAUCCUAA
Messenger RNA from Diuraphis noxia (Russian wheat aphid), 3520 nucleotides. Its product is annotated as ubiquitin-conjugating enzyme E2 R1. NCBI's taxonomy places the organism in Eukaryota, Metazoa, Arthropoda, Insecta, Hemiptera, Aphididae. The record is from RefSeq and is a predicted model, not a curated record.